AUGGCCUUCAGCAAGUCACGUUUGCUCUUUGCGGUGUCUGUUGCCGUUCAUGCGAUUACCGGGCUCACUCACGAGUUCCACCAUGGCCAUGGCUCUCAGAUGCCAUUGGACUACGUGAAAUAUCCGUACCAAGCGGUAUAUCCUGGUGACAAUGAAGUGACCGCCGAUUCCAUUUUCUCCGGGAUUACUACAUUCGCCAAACUUCCUUGGGUGCAGUGCCUUGGCAAAGAUAAAGAAGAGGCCUUCGAUAUUGCUUUUAUCGGGGCGCCAUUUGAUACCGGAACAUCGUAUCGACCGGGUGCUCGCUUCGGACCAGCGGGUAUUCGUGCCGGUUCUCGUCGCCUUACACUGUAUGGUGGCUACAACGUACCACUCGCCGUCAACCCCUUCCUUUCUGGCUUGAAACUAGUGGACUGCGGGGAUAUCCCCGUGACUCCUUAUGACAACAAGCACGCCAUCAGACAAAUCGAGUCUGGGCACAAGGAGCUCCUCCACCGUUCCGCUUUCACGCCUCUGGGUAACGAUUCCGCCACUGGCCAACCUUUGAAGCCCUUAUCUAAGGACGGCAAGCAUCACCCCAGGCUCAUCACGCUGGGUGGAGAUCACACCAUUGUCUUGCCCAUUUUGCGUUCUAUCUAUAGCGCCUACGGAGAGAUAUCAGUCAUCCAUUUCGACAGUCACCUCGACACAUGGAAGCCGUCGGUCUUUGGUGGGGCUCCCUCCGAGCAGGCGGCAAUCAACCAUGGCACGUACUUCUAUUGGGCCAGUCAAGAAGGCCUGAUCAAGAACGGAAGCUCAAUCCACGGCGCCAUCCGAACAACACUUUCGGGCCCCGCGGAUUACGAGAACGAUGAUGCCUCCGGCUUUCAAAGGAUCGAGGCACGGGAAAUAGACACUAUCGGUACUGCCGGCAUCAUCAAAAAAAUUCGUGACACCGUCGGCGACAGGCCCGUGUACCUGUCCAUCGAUAUCGAUUCCAUUGACCCAGCAUUUGCUCCUGCUACCGGAACCCCCGAGACCGGCGGUUGGAGCACCCGUGAGCUACGCACAAUUCUGCGAGGAUUGGACGGCCUUCAUAUCGUGUCUGCUGACCUGGUCGAAGUGGCUCCGGCUUACGAUACGAACGCUGAGUUGACCACUAUGGCCGCCGCAGACGUCUUAUAUGAAGUACUCGCUGUGAUGUCGAAGACUCCUUUGGGUAAAGUUGAAGAUUGA
Gloeophyllum trabeum ATCC 11539 is the source of this 1215-nucleotide messenger RNA. RefSeq names its product agmatinase. Gene Ontology annotation, molecular function: agmatinase activity; metal ion binding. NCBI's taxonomy places the organism in Eukaryota, Fungi, Basidiomycota, Agaricomycetes, Gloeophyllales, Gloeophyllaceae. The record is from RefSeq and is a predicted model, not a curated record. The transcript is spliced from 10 exons. Bases 1 to 1215 code for a protein of 404 amino acids.